This is a messenger RNA of Melozone crissalis (California towhee), 1563 nucleotides long. It is a transcript of the gene EDA2R, whose product is annotated as ectodysplasin A2 receptor. The transcript has 9 exons. The record is from RefSeq and is a predicted model, not a curated record. Gene Ontology annotation, molecular function: tumor necrosis factor receptor activity; protein binding. NCBI's taxonomy places the organism in Eukaryota, Metazoa, Chordata, Aves, Passeriformes, Passerellidae. Bases 62 to 1540 code for a protein of 492 amino acids. Gene Ontology annotation, biological process: positive regulation of canonical NF-kappaB signal transduction; positive regulation of JNK cascade; tumor necrosis factor-mediated signaling pathway. Gene Ontology annotation, cellular component: plasma membrane.
GCCGGUCCCGAUCCGGUCCGUGCCGUGCUGCUAGCACCGAGACAGCUCCCCUCUCAGCACAAUGGCCUGCCAAGAGAGUGAGUACCUGGAUGACCAGAAGAAAUGUGUCCCCUGCAGGAAGUGCAUGCCCGGGCAGGAGCUUUCCAAGGACUGCGGCGAUGGCAGCGGCGGGGACGCGCAGUGCGUGGCCUGCCCCCCCAGGAAGUUCAAGGACCGCUGGGGACACCACGGCUGCAAGCCCUGCCUGUCCUGUGCCCUCAUCAACCGCGUGCAGAAAUCCAACUGCACAGCCACGGCCGACGCUGUCUGCGGGGAGUGCCUGCCGGGGUUCUACAGGAAGGCGCGGAUCAGCGGGCAGCUGGAGUGGGAGUGCAUCCCCUGCACCAAGCAGACGCCGUCCUCCGAGCCACAGUGUCGCUCCAGAACAAACCUGGUGAAGGUCGCUGUCCCUACUGUACCACCACAGGACACAGCCCUUCUUGCACUGACCAGCAGUGCCCUGGUCAUCAUCGUCCUGGUGCUUCUGGCACUUUCCAUCAUCUACUGCAAGCGAUUCUGGAAAAGCCAGUGCCAGAGAGUCUUCCUGAGGACUCAGAACUUCUCGGGCCAGCGAGCAACCUUCCCAACUGCAGCAGCUCCUGGCAGGUUCCUGUGUGAGGAGCAGAUGUCUGGACCCUGCUGCCUGGGUGUGAAGAAUUUGAGCCCUUGCUACAGGCAGGCAGAAGGCCCCGUGGAAGCUGUGCAGUUCAUUUCUGAUGGGGAAGCCGUGGGUCUCCAGCUCCCCUCUCUCCAGCCAGAGAUGGAGUUGCCACCAGCCAUCGCAGCCAGCACUGCCUCCAAGGCCCAGCUGGGCAGGAGCCUGCUGGAAAGCCAGCCCCUGAUCCGGGCCCCGGGCCAUGGGGACUGCCUGGAGGGGGUCCUGCUGCCCCCCGGCCCCAGGCAGGGCACGGUGGAGGCCCUGGCCCCCCUCUCCUCCUGCGCCUCCGAGAUGCAGCACAAGUGGCCCCACGCGCCCGUGGAGUGCACUGAGCUGGACCUGCAGAAGUUCUCCAGCCAGGCGGAGUUUGUGGGUGCUGAGAGGCUGGAGGACGCGGCUGGCCGGGCUGGGAGGAGGAUUCCAGCAGAGAGCAGUGCUGGGGUGCAGGAGGGGGCUCAUCACCUGCCCACAGCUGAAACCCCACCUGGGGAGCAGCCGGUGGGUGAUGCCCAGAGCCUGGUGACUCAGAUCAGCAGCACGGCCAGUGGUCUCCCCAUAGCAGAGCUGCCCCAUUCCUUGGUGCAGUCUCUGGCCUUCCUGUUGGACCCUUCCUUGAACGGAGUGAAGAACUUCAGCCACGUGGCUCUGGAGCUGGGGCUGAUGCCGCAGCUGCUGGGGCGGAUCUCGGGCUUUGAGCAGCUGGUGGCACACUUCACCUCUGCAGGAGCCGUGGUCACCGUCCCUCUGCUGGCGCGGGCGCUGCAGCGGCUCCAGCGCUUCGACGCCCUGCUGCUGCUCUGUGACCACUUCACGCUGAGCCCCGCGCCCGACCGCCAGCGCUAGGGGACACCCGGGGACACAGGGAC